Messenger RNA from Triticum turgidum subsp. durum (durum wheat), 543 nucleotides. NCBI's taxonomy places the organism in Eukaryota, Viridiplantae, Streptophyta, Magnoliopsida, Poales, Poaceae. The record is from the annotation of a GenBank genome assembly.
AUGGCGGGACUGAAGCCCAGCGUCAACCUCUUCGCGCUCCUCGACCGCAACGAUCCCGGCGACAAACUAGUGACCGACCUCGACGACGCCAAUGCCAAACAAGAUGCGACGGCGGCGGCCAAGCACAAGAAGACGGCGGCGCCGGCUGCCAGUCUUACCAAGGAUCUAUUGGCCCAGGCAUACCCUACCGCACGGGAUUACGUGAUCAGGAAAAAUCAGCUGGAGAGACGGGCCAGGGCCGAGGCCGAGGCGGCGGCAAGGGCAAAGACGAACAUCGGAGUUUCCGGCGGUGAUAAGAGCGCGGGGGCUUCGGCCGACAGCAGCCAGGUACAAGAUGGAGCAAGGCGAGGCAUCAGAUACAGCAAUAACUACUACAACAACGGAGCAUCGAGGAAGCAGCAACCCGGCAUGCCGGGAAAGUUUGGAGCUCCACAGAGGCAGCUACCCAACAUGCCGCUGAACGGGGCGCCCCCUGCAGAAGGCGUGGAGGCGCCGCCGCCACCGAGCCUAGAUGACACCAACGAGUUCCCUUCGUUGAAGUAG